Molecule: messenger RNA, 1017 nt
Organism: Papaver somniferum (opium poppy)
Lineage: Eukaryota; Viridiplantae; Streptophyta; Magnoliopsida; Ranunculales; Papaveraceae
Exons: 1
Coding region: 1-1017 (338 amino acids)
Source: RefSeq, a predicted model, not a curated record
AUGAAUGAGGGGAAUGAGAACGAUGGUGUUGCUGAUAAUGGCAUGAAUGAGGGGAAUAUAAGUGAUGGGGCUACUGAUAAUGGGAUGGAGGAGGAUAAUGUGAAUGUUGGUGUUGCUAAUAAUGGUGUUAAUGAGGGGAUUAAUGGGAAUGUGAAUGUUGGUGCUGCUGAUAAUGGUGUUAAUGACAAUAAGAAUUAUGGAAGUGUUGCUAACAAUAUGAAUGAUGAUGGCUAUGAGGUGAAUAAUGAGAAUGAAGGUGCUGAUGGUGAUAAUAGAGAUAGAAAUGAGGAUGAUGUAAACACAACCACAGAAAAUAAUGAAGUUGGAAAUUGUGGUGAUAAGUUAACAGAUAGAGACGUGCUUGAUCUAGGUAAUUGGGAAACAAUUGAUAAAAAACUUGUUGAUUUUUUGGUAGAGAAGGGUCCGGAAAGAGUUGAAAAUAUCAUAUUCCCUAGAGAUGCCAAGAACGAUUGUUUCUCUAGCUAUCAUUACUUUCGGAAAUUGAGCAAUUUUGAGAAACAAUAUAGAAGAUGGUUAGUGUAUUCGAAAACUUUGGACAAGGUAUUCUGUUUUUGUUGUAAACUGUUCAUGAAAAGGGAAAGUAAUUAUCAGUUGUGCAGUACUGGGUUUAAUGAUUGGAAUAACCUAAGUGGAAGACUCGCAAGUCAUGAAAACUGUGGAGUGCAUCAUCGUUGUAUGUAUGAUUGGCUUGAGUUGGAAUUAAGAUUGAGAAAGGAAAAAACUAUGGACAAAAGAAUACAAGAAAAGAUCAACAAAGAGAGAAAACAUUAUAAUGAAGUAUUGGAGAGGAUGAAGGAUGAAGUGUUGUUUCUAGCGAAGAAUGAUUUAGCAUUUCGUGGCGAUAGUGGGAAAGUUUAUACAAAAAACAAUGGUAACUUCUUAAGCUUUAUAGAGACACUUGGAAAAUAUGAUCCCGUGUUAAAGUAUCAUCUGGAGAGCAUUGAAAAGAAUGAAAUGCUACUCAUUAUCUCAGCCACAAGAUUCAAAACGAACUGA